UUGUAGAUGGCGACAACGUACCUUCGAUGACGCGAAUUAGAUAUGGCGAGUCUUUGGGCUGAGUGUCUUUAGCGAAAAUAACAAACUCCAAUAUCAAAUCUAAACACCGCGAAUACGCAAUAAUAUUAAAAGGCGUCGUUCGGUUAUUGAUAGAUCAUAGUCGCAUUGUAUAUCGAUGUUUGUAGUUUUCGCGCAUUUAGUUACAUAAUAAAGUACAAAAGAUGUUCUCUUUGGUUGCCGAUUACGGAAACAGCGAAGAGGAAAGUUCAGAAAAAUCGAACUCUGCCGAAGACUCGGAUCAUUGCGAAAACGUAGCAGAACCAGCUCUUCGACAGUAUGGAUCGGACCAGACAGCUCUCCCUAGUGCUAGUUUGAUGCUGGCUAACGAUAAAACAAUCCCUGGAGGCGUCUUCAGCAAUCCGUUUCGAGAAGCAGAGGAUGCAAAAAUAGCCAGCCUGGAAAAACAUGUUAAAAUGGUUGAUCCGGAAAACAAAUGUAGCGAACAAAAGCGUAAAAUUUGUUGGAGUUAUCGCAAAGGUCGUUGUCGGUUUGGAAGUAAAUGCAACUUUGCCCACGAUUCCGAUUUGAUAGUGAAGAAGGAACUUCACGGAAAUCACACGCAUUCAGAGUCAGUAGAUCAGUUAUCCCAUGACGUGGGACAUUCCAGUAUGGCAGUAGAGAACCAAACAGUUCGGAAACACGAUAACAGAAAGAAACGACCUGGCUUAAGCCGCGAUCUGGUACCCCCAAAAAAGGUACUGAAAAUGUACCAUCGAGGAAAAUACAGUGGAAAGCCUUGAUUGGCUACAAAAUUAUUGACAGAGUGUACGUAACGGGUUUUUCAAGAUUAAGAAAUAAAUAUGUGAGUAUUAA
Messenger RNA from Topomyia yanbarensis, 873 nucleotides. RefSeq lists its product as uncharacterized. Gene Ontology annotation, molecular function: metal ion binding. NCBI's taxonomy places the organism in Eukaryota, Metazoa, Arthropoda, Insecta, Diptera, Culicidae. The record is from RefSeq and is a predicted model, not a curated record. The coding region runs from base 222 to 800 and encodes 192 amino acids. The transcript has 3 exons.